Lobosporangium transversale is the source of this 1941-nucleotide messenger RNA. RefSeq lists its product as hypothetical. The record is from RefSeq and is a predicted model, not a curated record. The transcript has 2 exons. Bases 178 to 1899 code for a protein of 573 amino acids. Lineage: Eukaryota; Fungi; Mortierellomycota; Mortierellomycetes; Mortierellales; Mortierellaceae.
CUUCCUUGUAAUUGUGCUUAUGUGUGCUUAUGUUUCUGUCCUCCCACUCACACCUCACCUUUCGUUGACGGCCCAUUUCUUUUUCUCAUUCCAUUCCUUCAAUUACAUCAUUCCAUCCUUUCUUUUCUUAUUUAUUUAUUUUUCUCUCUCCCUUUUGCCCCGUAUAUUUCCUGUACUAUGGUUACUGCUGCAAUGCAAAGCUGGUACGAGGUGGUGCGACUUGUUGACCCUCUUCUUUGGAAUCUUGCCAUGGAUACAGAGACAGGCAGUACUACGUUCGAUAGCUCCCUUUCACCGUUGCAUCACAUUCAACAACAGCAUCAGCAAUCGCGUCUUAUCCCGACUGUUGCUUCUCCUUUCCCUUCAUCAUCAUAUCCCUCAAUUAUCGUUACAACACCUGGUUCUUCUACCAUUGCAUUACUUUCCAAACAAACAUCCUGCUAUUCAGCACAUUCACUUCAUACCAAGAAUAAGUGUUGUUGCAGAUCGCUUCUUGAUAUUCAACCGCAAGAAACAGUUGACUGGCUCAAGUGUUUCAUCCAUAUAUCAUCCAUGAGCUCUCCUACGAUUUCUCCUUCCUUUGUUAUUACACAGGAGGAUGACAAACUAAUAAAUCACGAUCAUCAGCAGCCAAAUCCAAAAGAUUUUCCCAUAACAUUGGGAGUAUCCAAAGACUUUAAGUAUGCAAGUGGAGUUAUUUUUAAAAGGACAAGAUGCAGUCAGGGUGCAGAAGAGAUUGAGGGCCCUACCAAUAUAUUCACAACCAGGCCACACUACGGAUAUCUAUCGGGAAGGAGUAUGUCUUUCAAAAGCAUAGUAUCAACAGCAUCAAUGUCAGAUUCAUACUAUAUAUCGAGGAAUGAGAACCAUGCAGAAGAUGGAAGAAUGACCUCCUUCACGACUUCGGGAUCAAACUCCUCAAAUUCACCCACAAACCCUGCCAAUGUUGGUUUGGUGACUGCUCCGGCAAGUGUCGCACACAGCGAGGUUAAAACAGGACUCACGAAUCCAUUGGUCGGGGAACAACAGACUUUAACUAAUUCAGUAGGUGGCACAGAUGCUUCCGCUGCACCCUCUACAAGGAUCUCGGCAACCUCAAAAAGUACCCAUGUUUCUGAAUGUACCGGUGCUACUGCCAAUAUUAAUACCAACACUAACGCUAAAAUCAACGUCACUAGUACCCAGAGCAAUACUAAUGCCGAUACAAACCACAAUAUCCAUCAUGUUCAAACCGACCAUAAUAAAACAUCUAACCAUAACAACGAUGGCACUGUAUCAUCAUCCAACAUCACCAAAACCUGUUUCCCUAUCUCUACCCCUACUACCACUGCCACUGAUACUGUUGCUACGACAUCCAUUUUUGCUGCUCUCAUCUCACUUUCUCCAGCCGUCUUCAACUCUGCCACCACUGUAGUUCAAGAGCGUCUGAUCCAUUCCAUGAACGCGACAACAGCGUUUUUGUAUAGGACCUUCUCGCCUACCUAUCGCGUAUCAAAAAUGUAUGUAGAUUCUUGGACAAAUGGCUCGCAAAGACGUGGGUUAGAGCGGAUCAAGAACAGUGUCGUUCGUGGUGAUGCAUUCACGUUAGUAAGGGGUGCUACAACACAUAUGCAGAGUGUAUGGAAUCAAGUCAUGGCGGCAUAUCGUAUCAAGAAUGCUUCUUCAUCUGCAGCAGCUCGUAGUAAUCACCGUCGCCAUUUAAACAAGAUAACUCAUGUUAAGAGCAAUGAUGUUAAAACUGAUACGAACGCUAGUAAUAAUGACCGCAGGCACAGCAAUGGUAACAACAGCAGCGAUACCAAUGGUAAUAGUAAUAGUAGUGGUAGUAGUAGUAGUAGUAGUAGUAGUAGUAGCAGUAGAAGCCAUGAUCGUGGAAGCAAAAGCAAGACUCGGCCAUAAAUAUUACUCAAUCGGUCUACAUUAAAGUGAAUUAAAGCCAGC